AUGUCCGACCAAGCACCCACUUCCCGCUUUACUCCAUCGAGCCAAACGACGAGCGAGCGAUUGACGACCAACACCGUUGGUCUGGUCGCCCUCUCGGAUUUCCGCAAACGUCGCGCCGAGGUCCUCGAGCAGCAGGAGCGCGAGGCCCGCGAGAAGAGCAAAGCCUCGACCCCCGUCGACGCCGGCACCCCCGCCAACGUUAGCGAGGCUAGCGACGCCGACCUCACCCAGCAGCAGAGCAAGAAGAGCAGGAAAAAGCAGAAGCGGGCAAAGAUUGGCGGCUUGUCGUUUGCCGACGACGAAGUGGACGAGGAGGGAGAUGGAGCCGACGCAGGCAUCAACAAGAAGACGCCAGCUCCAAAAUCAAGCACAAUACAGGGUAGCGGUGCAGCAACCAAGUCUAGCACAACCCCAAAAGUCAAACUCGCCCCCAAUGCCUCAGUCGCCGUCGUCCCGCGCGCACCGAUAAAACCCGCCGAGCGCGAUGCGUUACGAGCCGAGUUCCUGGCGCUGCAGGCAGCCGUCAAGGCCACCGAGAUCGCCAUUCCUUUUGUCUUCUACGACGGCACUAACCUUCCUGGCGGCAUGGUCACGGUGAAAAAGGGCGACUUUGUUUGGGUGUUUCUCGACAAGAGCAGAAAGGUCGGCGCAAGACACAAAUCCCGUCGGGACUGGGCAAGAGUGGGCGUUGAUGAUCUGAUGAUGGUCCGGGGUACCGUCAUCAUCCCGCACCACUACGAGUUUUACUUUUUCGCCAUCAACAAGACGGUCGGCCCCGGUGGAAAGCUUCUGUUCAACUACAGUGCUGAGGCACCCAAGGGAGAGCAGCAGCAACAGCCCAAGGGUGGGGAGCUUGUCAAGACCGAGGUGGAUAUCAAGACUCUCGAAGGCCACGACGACGACCCCAACCUGACCAAGGUCAUCGACCGGCGGUGGUACGAGAAGAACAAGCACAUCUACCCUGCCACCCUCUGGCAAGAGUUUGACCCGGACCGCGACUAUCGGAAUGAGUUCCGCCGUGAUACGGAUGGAAAUACCUUUUUCUACUCGAAAUGA
Pyricularia grisea is the source of this 1056-nucleotide messenger RNA. RefSeq lists its product as uncharacterized. The coding region runs from base 1 to 1056 and encodes 351 amino acids. NCBI's taxonomy places the organism in Eukaryota, Fungi, Ascomycota, Sordariomycetes, Magnaporthales, Pyriculariaceae. The record is from RefSeq and is a predicted model, not a curated record. Gene Ontology annotation, cellular component: nucleus. The transcript has a single exon. Gene Ontology annotation, biological process: chromatin organization.